Fulmarus glacialis (Northern fulmar) is the source of this 711-nucleotide messenger RNA. It is a transcript of the gene B3GNTL1, whose product is annotated as UDP-GlcNAc:betaGal beta-1,3-N-acetylglucosaminyltransferase-like 1. Lineage: Eukaryota; Metazoa; Chordata; Aves; Procellariiformes; Procellariidae. Bases 1 to 711 code for a protein of 236 amino acids. The record is from RefSeq and is a predicted model, not a curated record. The transcript is spliced from 8 exons.
AUGGGGUCAGGUUCAAAGACUUUCUUGAAGGAUAAGACCCUGAAAUCAUUUGUGGCAAUCCAGCCACCUCAUCAUCAGUCCCAGUUUCGUCUGUGUGAUUCCCCUCUAGCAUCUUUUCCGAGAUGGACAGUAUUUACCUCCCAUGGACCUACUGUGAUCAUGCCAACCUGGUUCUGUUCUCGAGAAUGGUUUUUUCACGUGGGAAAAUUUGAUGAGGGUGGAAAGGGUGUUCCAGAAGAUUUGUUGUUUUUUUAUAAACAUAUCCAAAAGGGCGGUGAAGUCUUCCGAGUAAACCAUUGCCUCCUGCUGUACCGUUACCAUCCACAGGCUGCAACUCAUUCCGUCCUAGAGGGAACCAUCUGGAAUCACCGAGUCAGGUUUCUUGAAGACAGAGUCCUGAGCUCCUGGGCAUCAUUCACCAUUUGGAAUGCUGGCAAGCAAGGCAAGAAGCUCUAUAGAAGCUUGUCACCAGCUAAUCAGAAAAAGGUAACUGCGUUUUGUGAUGUUGAUGAAAAGAAAAUAACAAAAGGAUUCUACACGUACGAAGAAUCUGAGGAGAGACCAAAACCAAAAAUUCCUAUAUGUCACUUCAGAGACGCAACUCCACCUUUCAUUAUCUGCGUGAAGCUGGAUUUGACAGGUGGAGCAUUUGAAACAAACCUGAACAUGCUGAGCUUGAAGGAAGGGAUGGAUUAUUAUCACUUCAACUAA